Molecule: messenger RNA, 360 nt
Organism: Penicillium coprophilum
Lineage: Eukaryota; Fungi; Ascomycota; Eurotiomycetes; Eurotiales; Aspergillaceae
Exons: 1
Coding region: 1-360 (119 amino acids)
Source: RefSeq, a predicted model, not a curated record
AUGAAUUCCAUGCUCGAGCCCCGGCAGUCAAGCGGCGGCGAUAACUGCCCAAGCACAAUCUCCAGUGGAGGAAUUGCGGGUAUCGUGAUCGGCUCGAUUGCAGGGACCCUCCUUAUCCUCUGGCUGUGGCGAAUAUUCCGACUUCCCGGCGCAUGGAGCGGUGGCGAUGAAGCUGACGUUGGAUACCGACCUCCAAUUACUCGCAGUAGCACGAGUAGCCGCGGACGGAAAAAGCGCCGUCGCCCCUCUGGUGGGGCGUACGGCGACUAUGUCGAGCCGACUACUGUACGCAGUGUACGCCGGUACAGUAACCGCGAUGAUGUGCGCCGGCCAGCUAAGGUUUACAUGACGGAAGUGUGA